GUGAUCAGAGAUGGCGGGCGCCUCCGACCCCCUGGAAGAUAUGCUCUUUUCAGAGGUGGAUGAAAAAGCUGUAAGCGACCUAGUGGGCUCGCUGGAGUCACAGCUUGCUGGCCAAAGCAACCCAGCAGGUAAAACAGACGAAAACGGAGGCGCUGGCUCAGUGGCGCCUGCUAACCAUCACUUAGGAAAAACGCUACCAGCUCCAGUGGGCACCACAACACUAGAACAACAACAACAAGGACGGCGUAAUAAACCUGAGAUGCGCCAGGAGAUCAACUCUAAAGACGUUAGCCCGGAUAAAACUGUCACAUCUCCUUCUCUGGGCUGUACCCCGUCUUUUGGCGAGCCAUUCACCACUUCGGCUGCCUGUGUGAGCGCCACUAACAGCGGUUCGCAAUCACAUGGAGCAUCCAUCACAACACUGACUGCAUCUGGUGUGUCAACUUUGGCAUCUCCGCCAGCCAGCAUCAGCACCGCAUCCAGCCGCGGCUCUAAGGUUACCCCGGGCACAGGCGAGGCGUCGACAGAAGCUAACCCGGCGAGAAAACGCAUCAGCACGCCACGGAGGAGCGCUUCGGCUCGGAUAAAGAGUUUAAACGGCGCAGCUGUAACGACGAGGAGGAACAGCAACACAGCGGUGGCCGAAAACGCCAGCUCCGUGGAUCCCAGUGCAACUACACCAAACUCUUCUCGGCCAGUGACAUCCUCUAUUAACACUUCGACUUUCACUCUAUCUAACGCUAGCCUGCCGGUAGGUCAGUCGGCUAUUGCUCUCGACCGGGGGACUCCUACCAUUGCCUUGCAUAGACUCCCGAGUCACAUUGUAGCCAGUAUAGCCCAGAACGGCAACGGGACUAGUGUUUUGGCCUUGGUCCAGCAGGGAGCUCGCAUAGGACCCAUCACUUCUUCUGCUUCACAGGAGAACCACAGCAAAACGGUCACAGACACUGGGGCUUCCAAAACAGACGAUUGUCAGUCCAAAAUUGUAAUGUCAAGCCAGUCUGGUGGUGUCAAUUCUGUAAUAAACACUGUUUCCUCUGCAUCCUCUGUUGUCACCCCAGCAACAACUACAGCAGCAGCUACAACAACCACAACAGUGACCCAGCCUGUGAGCUCUGCCACAGCCGCUGCGUGUGUCACAGCGUUGGCAACUACUUCCGUAUGUGGUACCGGUCAGACUACAUCGGUGACGACCACAAUUGGCAUGGUCAGACCCACAGCUCCCUCUCCAGCACCUGCUGUGGCCACCCCCGCACAGUCUCAACCCCGUCCCGGACAUACAGCACCUCAAAGGAUCGUAGCCCCCCAGCUGAUUGUCAGACCACCUCAACAGCAGACGACCAUUCAGCUGCCCCCUGGGUUUACCAUCCCGCCGGGAAUGGUGUUGGUGCGUACGGAGUUGGGCCAGCUGGUGAUGGUUCCUCAGCAGGCUUUGGCUCAAGCUCAGGCUCAAGCUCAGGCCCAGGCCCAGGCCCAGGCCCAGGCCCAGGCCCAGAACAACAUCUCUCCGCGACCUGCUACCCCCACCACAGGAACAACCUUCAGAGUAACAACUCCACAGAAGGGCCCUGUGGCACCGGCCGUGGCUGUGACGGCUCCGCAGCAGACCCCUGUGGUUAUGGCCCCCCAGGCCCCGGCCCAGGCUACCUCACAGCCAGUGCAGCCUCCACAGACGGGCAUCGCAGCGGCCCCCGGAGCUUCUGUUGUGUCCCAGGAAAUGCAAGAGAAUGUGAAGAAGUGCAAGAAUUUCCUGGCCACACUUAUCAAGCUGGCGUCUCACAAUUCUCCGUCCCCUGAGACUUCCAAGAACGUCAAGGCUCUGGUUCAGGACUUGCUGGAUGCCAAGAUUGAACCGGAAGAGUUCACCAGCCGGCUGCAGACUGAACUCAAGUCGUCUCCGCAGCCUUACCUGGUGCCCUUUCUCAAGAAGAGCCUCCCGGCCCUGAGGCUGUCUUUGCUGAAUAGUCAGCAGUCCCUGACCCAGCCCCCGCAGCAGGGAGUGAAACCGGCACCCGGUGGCGUCCCCCCUGCCAUUGUGGCUGGGCCAGCUGUCCGCAUACGCCACCCUAACAGCAUCAGCACCACUAUGGGUGCCAGUGCACUGCCUGCUGGGACGCUCGGACAUGCAGCUGCAAUGGGUAUCAAGACAGUGGGCCCUGUCGGUGGCCAGGUGCGGAUGCCUGUGGUGAUCACGCAGUCUAUCAGAGCGCAAGGCACAAUUGGGAAGGGAGCUGUCACCCAAGCAGGGAAAAGUCCCGUGGGCUUGGCUGUUCAGAUCUCUGGGAAUCAGAAAAACAAGCUCAAUGACCCCGGAGGAGGCUCUUUCAGGGAUGAUGAUGACAUCAAUGAUGUGGCAUCCAUGGCCGGGGUGAACCUGAACGAGGAGAGCGCUAGAAUACUUGCCACCAACUCUGAGCUAGUGGGAACGCAGAUCCGCUCGUGCAAAGACGAGGCCUUUCUCCACCCGGGACUGCUACACCGACGAAUUCUGGAAACCGCCAAGAAGUUUGGAGUCACAGAUGUUCCAAUGGAGGCAGUGACAUUCAUCUCGCAUGCCACACAGUCACGACUUCGCACUGUGGUAGAAAAAGUUUCUACUAUCGCACAGCAUCGACUGGACUCCUGUAAGGACGAUGAGUGCUACGAGCAGUCUGCAGACGUUCGCUCUCAGCUCCGCUUCUUCGAGCAGCUGGAGAGAAUCGAGAAGCAGAGGAAGGACGAGCAGGAGAGAGAGAUCCUUUUGAAAGCAGCUAAAAGUCGCUCCAGGCAAGAGGACCCAGAGCAAGCUAGACUGAAACAGAAAGCUAAGGAGAUGCAACAACAGGAACUGGCGCAGAUGAGGCAGCGAGAUGCCAACCUUACAGCACUAGCUGCCAUUGGACCCCGCAAAAAACGCAAGGUGGAUUCACCAGGGGCCACCCCAUCAGGGACAGAGGUUUCAGGUAGCACGGCAGGUUCCCCGGCCAGCUCCUCCGUCCCAUCCACCUCAUCGCGCCAGUACACACGGCAACGCAUCACUCGCGUCAACCUCAGGGACUUAAUUUUCUACAUGGAGCAGGAGAGAGAGACCGCCCAUUCCCUCCUCCUUUACCGUGCCCUGCUCAAGUAGCCUCUGCUCCGCUCAGCGGCCACUUCAACCUCCUCCUCCUCCUCCUUCCCAGCCACGUGCCUUCAGAUCAGGUCUAAUGUUUCAGCUCUGUGUCUCCAUAUGUACUGUAGUGAUGUUUGAUGUAGCUUUUAAUAAGAAGACAAAGAGACAGAGAGAGGAAAAAAAUGUACAAAAAUAAAAAUGUUGUUCCAUGUCUUCUCUGUUUAGCCUCACGGUAUGUAGUUAGAUCAUUCAGUUUAAAGGCCAUAUCAAAUUCUUUGUGUUAAAGUUGGAUUUGUUAGAGGAACAAUGUUUUUAUGUCACAGGACUAGACCCAGAACUUGUUUCAUGUAUGUUGGGUAGCUGUUUAUUUGACAUCACUGGCAAUAGCUUCAAUGAUCCACCUCAAAGUCAGGAUUAUUUUGGAGAAGAGAAUUAUAUUCACAUGUCGACACAGCCUACGAUAUUCUCCCCAAGCUAUUUGUUGAACAUAGUUCAAUGAAUGUAGUUUAGCUAAACUUAAUAAAUGAGCCUUUCCAGAUUUCUGUACUGAGACAUCAUUUUGAAACAUGAUUCCAGAUAACAGCAUCGCGAUCAAUUUCCUUACAUGUAAAUAGUUCUUUUUGAAUUAUUUUACAGCAUGUAUAAUUUUAACACUUUGUAAGAAAAGGAAUAACACGUGUCAAUAUUAUGAAACCUGUUGUUAUGUAAAACCAUGUGCUUUGAAUGAGUCAAAUUUAGACAUAUUUAGUUCACCUGCAGUGUAUUUGUUACAAGACAGAGUCUCCCUGACCCUUGCGCAGAGGUCAUUCAACAAAACAACAGCCCGUACUAUGACGCAGUUUCUGAUUGAUCACCCUUGUAUGUUUUUUUUAUCCACACAUAAUGUGAACAGUGUCUUUUAUAACAAGAUGUUUCUAAGUUGUGUCCCAUCAUGCCCACUUCUUCAACAUACCUUUUUAAGAAGGUAAGUUUUGGUUUAGAGAGGUUGAUAUUGUAGGUGUGGCAGAGUGAAACCUCUGAUCAAAACAGACAUUCCUUUAUCUUUCCCUCUCACUGUCUGCACAUUGAUGAUGUUUGAAAAAAUGAGAUUUCAGC
Messenger RNA from Xiphias gladius (swordfish), 4186 nucleotides. Its product is annotated as transcription initiation factor TFIID subunit 4-like. Gene Ontology annotation, molecular function: DNA binding; RNA polymerase II general transcription initiation factor activity; protein heterodimerization activity. Gene Ontology annotation, cellular component: transcription factor TFIID complex. The coding region runs from base 11 to 3109 and encodes 1032 amino acids. NCBI's taxonomy places the organism in Eukaryota, Metazoa, Chordata, Actinopteri, Istiophoriformes, Xiphiidae. Gene Ontology annotation, biological process: DNA-templated transcription; transcription initiation at RNA polymerase II promoter. The record is from RefSeq and is a predicted model, not a curated record. The transcript has 14 exons.